This is a messenger RNA of Chironomus riparius, 1027 nucleotides long. The record is from the annotation of a GenBank genome assembly. NCBI's taxonomy places the organism in Eukaryota, Metazoa, Arthropoda, Insecta, Diptera, Chironomidae.
AGAGUUAGAAACAGGAAAAUUAGAGGAUUUUUCAAUUUUUAAUGCCCCUCGACGGAGGAAGUGACUUCGUAAGUUAAGGAACAAAAUUAUUUCUUUUUGAUUCAGAUUUCGAAGAAACAACACGCAUAAUAAUGGCGGACGUAGCUCCAGCCCAACGUGGAGGCUUUAAACAAGGAUUUGGGGGUAGAGGAAGAGGUAGAGGACGUGGACGUGGAGGAAGAGGAGGUCGAGGUAGAGGACGUGGUGAUAAAGAAGGAAAUCAAAAAGAAUGGGUUCCAGUCACAAAAUUAGGACGUUUGGUUCGUGAUGGAAAGAUCCGUUCAUUGGAAGAAAUUUACUUGUACUCAUUACCAAUCAAAGAGUUCGAGAUCAUUGAUUUCUUCUUGGGAAGAUCAUUACGUGAUGAAGUCUUGAAAAUCAUGCCUGUACAGAAACAAACUCGUGCUGGUCAACGUACACGUUUUAAGGCAUUUGUCGCUAUUGGAGACAGCAAUGGACAUAUUGGUUUGGGAGUAAAAUGCAGCAAGGAAGUAGCUACAGCUAUCCGAGGUGCAAUUAUUUUGGCUAAAUUGUCUGUUGUUCCAGUCCGUAGAGGAUAUUGGGGUAACAAGAUCGGAAAACCACAUACAGUACCUUGCAAGGUUACUGGAAAGUGCGGUUCCGUAAGCGUUAAAUUGAUUCCUGGACCAAGAGGAACUGGCAUUGUCUCAGCUCCAGUCCCAAAGAAACUUUUGCAGAUGGCUGGUAUUGAAGAUUGUUAUACUCAAUGUCGUGGAUCAACUACAACUUUGGGUAACUUCGCCAAGGCUACAUACUCUGCUAUCAUGCAAACAUACGCAUUCUUGACACCAGAUUUAUGGAAAGAAAUGCCAUUGACCAAGACUCCAUAUGAAACUUAUGCUGAUUUCUUGUCAAAGCCUGCAGCAAAAACAAGCGGUGCAAUUCGCAACCAAGAAUUUUAAUUCAAAAAAGUGUUGAAUUUUCACUUUAAAUCAUAAUAAAAUGAACAUCUUUUAAAAGUGAAAUA